UCUCGUGUCUAUAUCAAAUAGUGUGAUAUAUUUGGAAAAAAACAUGUUUUUUGAUCUAAUUUUGUUAAAUCCUCAACAUCGUGGUCAAUUCGGUAAAGCUUGGUUAGCAGCAACUUUAGGAAUUAAGAAACUUAGCAGAAAUGAUCUUAAUGAAAUGGAUGUGUGUAAAUUAUGCGACGUAUACGAUAGCGAUUUUAGCGCCCCUGCUCCGAUCGCAAAAGUUCGAAGGAAGAAAGCGAAGAAACAUUCUGUGGUGGUGGAAACACCACCCGUGGUUUCGGACGAAUUAGAACCCUUCAAAAAUUUACAAAUUGAAGAUGUUCUAAUACGAGAACCUAUAGGGGAUAUAACGAUGAAGGAAGCUCCUCCUGUGUCGAUAAUUGCUGAACCUGUGGACGAACUGGGUUUUGGUGGACCUGCAGAUUGGGAACACAUUAUUAAAGGGAACGUAGAGAGACGAACGUCUUCGUCUUCGACAACAGUCGGCGCCGGUCCUGUAACUGUCCAAGUCGAAGCCGAAGUUCAUGCCGAAAAAGGCGAUUCGAUCGAACGUCCGACAAGGGCGACUUCGAAGGACAGAACAGAAAAACAACAGCAAGAAAUCGAGCCAAUCACCAUCGCCGAAGUGUCGCGAGUCCUACGGGAAAUUCCGUUACCUCAAAAACGAGAUAAUAUCGGAGAAGUACAGAGACCCGUUCGGGUUACGGACGACGUCGUCGAAAAAGACGCCGCCCCCUCCGCCGCCGCUCGCAAAUCUUCAUCGGUCACUACGCAACGCGAACAAAUGGAAAAAACGGAGAAAAAAAACAAAAAGGAUGAUCUGUUUUUCGUUAGACACGUCAGGCGAUACAUCACAAUAAACAGAUGCGUCGAAAACGGGGGUAGAUACGUUAGCAAACCCCCAGUUCCGGAAAGUUCGUACGAAAAUUCGAAUUUCUCGUAUCUCUACAAAUAUUUCGGUAUGUCCGCGAGCGUCGGCGGUACCUCGUUAGAGGUCCGACCGCGAGUUACCGCAUCGAAGAGUUUGUCUCUACCAUCGGUAGGUCAAUUACGCCCCACAUUAGGAACCGAAGCAAUCAGAGAAGCGAGAUCGUCGCAGGAAACGGAAAUAAGAACCAUCGACGUACCAGCGGAAAAAACCACCUCAUCUUUGAUACGAACCACGGAUAUUCAAAAAGCGAGUUUCGUUCCGAUGGAAGUGGACGUGCCCGAACGUAUAAUUACCGAACAACAACAACAACGAGCAUCGUUACCUUACGAACCUACCGAAGUUCCGAUGGUAAUCGAAGAAAGUGACAAAACCGCACGACGAACUCAUCGUUCUCGUAAAACCACCGAAUCUGAAAAUGCUACCGUGAGACAACAAAAGAUUAUAAAUAUUCUUACGAAAUGGAAUUACGACGAAAGUUCGCCGACUAUUGAAGACGUUGCCGAAAAACCGAUUAGGGUUAAUAGUAUCGCUGUAGCCUUUAACGAUUUACUCGUUUUGUGUGCCGGUAAAUACGUUGCUCUAGUACCCGAAGAAAAUUCUUUAGAAUUGAAAUAUAUAGAGAAAGGACCGAAAAUGAAAAUUUAAAUUUUAUUUAUUCCACAAAAAUUAUUUAUAUUCCAGUAUCAAAUUUAUAGAAUUAAUAUAUUCAGUUAUA
Diorhabda carinulata is the source of this 1646-nucleotide messenger RNA. RefSeq lists its product as uncharacterized. The record is from RefSeq and is a predicted model, not a curated record. Bases 44 to 1576 code for a protein of 510 amino acids. The transcript is spliced from 12 exons. NCBI's taxonomy places the organism in Eukaryota, Metazoa, Arthropoda, Insecta, Coleoptera, Chrysomelidae.